ACAAGCCAGCAGCCUAGGCCAGCCCACAGUUCUACAGCUCCCUGGUUCUCUCACUGGCUCUGGGCUUCAUGGCGCUCUGGGUGACUGCAGUCCUGGCUCUCGCUUGCCUUGGUGGUCUCGCCACCCCAGGGCCAGUGCCGAGAUCCGUGUCUCUCCCUCUGGCCCUUAAGGAGCUCAUUGAGGAGCUGAGCAACAUCACACAAGACCAGGCUCCCCUGUGCAACGGCAGCAUGGUAUGGAGUGUGGACCUGGCAGCUGGCGGGUUCUGUGUAGCCCUGGAUUCCCUGACCAACAUCUCCAAUUGCAAUGCCAUCUACAGGACCCAGAGGAUAUUGCAUGGCCUCUGUAACCGCAAGGCCCCCACUACGGUCCCCAGCCUCCCUGAUACCAAGAUCGAAGUAGCCCACUUUAUAACAAAACUGCUCAGCUACACAAAGCAACUGUUUCGCCACGGCCCCUUCUAAUGAGGAGAGACAGGCCCUGGGCACCUCAGCUGUGGACUCAUUUUCCUUUCUCACAUCAGACAUUGCUCGGGGAGAGGCAGGGAGGAGGGCUGGGGAGGAAGGGAGGUGCCUAAGCUUUGACCUCAGCCUGCACUGCCUGCCUAGUGCUGGGGGGGGGGGUGUCUCAGCCCGGCAACACCCCCCCUCCCCGCCCCAUCCUUAUAGCAAACUGCAGCAAGACCGUGAGUCCAGCCUGUGGCCUGGUCCACACAGGGCAACUGAGGCAGGCAGCAGCUUGAGCAUGUUUCUUCUUGAUCUUAUUUAUUAUGGUUGUGUGUUAUUUAAAUGAGUCUGUCAGUAUCCGGGUGGGGACAUGGCUUGCUGCCUGUGCCCUGGGGGCUCCAGCAUUGAAGCAGUGGGCUCUGGGGUCCCUGGCAAUAUUACUGUAUACACAAUUCUGCUACCUCACUGCAGCCUCCAGGUCUCACCCCAGGCAGGAGACAGGAGGGACGGCCAGAGCAAUACUCCUGUCUGCCACGGCAGCAACCAGCCCUCAGCCAUGAAGUAACUUAUUGUUUUGUCCUUAUAUUUAAAGUAUUAAGUAGUUUAGCAAAGAGUUAAUAAUAUAUGGAAGAAUGGCCUGUUACACUCACCGUGGUGUGUAGGGAAUGGGGGGAGGGAGGGUGGUAGGUUUGUCACUGAACAAGUUUUUCAUUGACUGUCAAACUAGAAACCGGAAAUAAAGAUGGUGACAGAUA
Messenger RNA from Mus pahari (shrew mouse), 1201 nucleotides. It is a transcript of the gene Il13, whose product is annotated as interleukin 13. The record is from RefSeq and is a predicted model, not a curated record. Gene Ontology annotation, biological process: immune response. Bases 69 to 464 code for a protein of 131 amino acids. The transcript is spliced from 4 exons. Gene Ontology annotation, molecular function: cytokine receptor binding. Lineage: Eukaryota; Metazoa; Chordata; Mammalia; Rodentia; Muridae. Gene Ontology annotation, cellular component: extracellular region.